This is a messenger RNA of Oryctolagus cuniculus (rabbit), 591 nucleotides long. Lineage: Eukaryota; Metazoa; Chordata; Mammalia; Lagomorpha; Leporidae. The record is from RefSeq and is a predicted model, not a curated record.
CCAAGCCAUGAACCGCGGCCUGAGCGUGUGCGUGCUGAUAUCGGUAUUGGCGGUCGGCGCCCUGACGCAGCCCGUGGCUCCCUCAGAUCCCGCGGGCUCUGGGGUGCAGCGGGCAGAGGAGGCGUCCCGGAGGCAGCUGAGGGCCGCGCAGAGGACGGAUGUCGAGUCCCGAGGGCACCUGGGCGCGCUGCUGGCCAGGUACAUGCAUCAGGCCCGGAGAGCUCCUGCUGGCCGCAUGUCCAUCAUCAAGAACCUGAAGAGCCGGGACCCCAGCCACAGGAUAAGCGACCGGGACUACAUGGGCGGGAUGGAUUUUGGCCGGCGCAGUGCAGAGGAGUAUGAGUACCCGUCCUAGGGGAGCCGGCGCCCCGCCUCGGCCAGACAGGAAGCAGCCUCUUGACCUUACGAAGAGGAGGCUGAAUACGAAAGCAAUCACAUUGUAACUCAUUGUCACCAACGUUUGACAUCUGAAGCCUCUAUUAAGUUCUCAAUGUGAAAAAGUCUGUCUAAAUCGUCCAGUGAGUGCCCCCUCCCCUGCCAACCUCAGCCCAAUCGUGCAAAUGGAAGACCCAUGUGUGCUACAUCUGUGGC